AUGUCCGACCGGUCGAAGCCGUCCAGUCCGGAGAUAUUGGCUGUCGCGUGUGGGAAUGGGCACGCUAUUGCCGUGCUGGACUCCGAGAUCGGCCGCAUCGUGGCCACCUGGGGCUCGGGCGAUGAUGGGCAGCUGGGGCACGGCGACACGCGCGAGCGCGACGCGCCCCAGGUCGUCCUCGCCCUUAUGGGCAAGGACGUGGACCUGGUGUCCUGCGGCGGCGACCACUGCGUGGCCUCCUCCAGCUCGCGCCGCGAGACCUACAGCUGGGGCUGGGGCGACUUUGGGCGCCUGGGCCAUGCCCAGGCCGACGACGUGUGGACGCCCAAACCCAUCCGGGGCCUGUCCGGGUUGACCCUGGCCCAGGUGGCCUGCGGCGACAUGCACACCCUAGCACUCACCGUGGACGGCGCGGUGUAUGCCUUUGGCCGGAACCAGGCAGGGCAGCUUGGCAUCCCCUCCCAGUACGACGCGCUGGAGCCGACGCGCGUCGCGGCGCUGGAAGGCAAGCACGUGCGCCAGGUGUCCUGCGGCGGCGAGCACUCCCUGGCGGUGGUGGAGGGGGGGCAGCUCUACGUCUGGGGCUGGGGCAAGUACGGGAACCUAGGCCUCGGAAACGAGUUGGACCACCGGCUGCCGGUGCACGUGGAGGUUCCGGGUGCCCCCACCAUCACCACCGCCUGCUGCGGCUGGCGGCACACUGCGGCCGUGGAUGCCGAGGGGCGGCUGUACACCUGGGGCUGGAACAAGUACGGCCAGCUGGGCCUGGGCAACCACGAGAACCAGAGCCGGCCGAGCCUGGUGUCGUCCCUCUCCACCAGCGCCGUGCACUCCGUCAGCGGCGGCUGGCGGCACACGCUGGUCAUCGCCGGCCCCCAGCACGAGGUCUUCGCCUGGGGCUGGAACCGCUUCGGCCAGCUGGGCCUGGACGGCAUCCAGGACUGCUCCCGGCCCUGCCGCAUCAGGGGCGAGCUGGAGGGGUGCAGCGUGCGCAGUGUGCAGGCCGGCUGGCGGCACUCCAUCGCCGUGACGCGGGAGGGCGAGGUGUACGUCUGGGGGCGCGGCGCGUCGGGGGUGCUGGGCCUGGGCGGGCGCGAGGAGGACCAACUGAUGCCCACGCGCCUGGUGUCGCUGAGCCUGGGAACCGCGGAGCUGGGGGACCUCAUGACGCAGCAGACCGUGCCGGAGGCGGACGCCGCCAGCAAGUACGGCCUGGUCCCGGAGCAGGCCGGCGAGGAGGCGGGCGGCGUCGUCCCCGACUACAACGUCGAGGCGAAGCGGUCGCGUGUCUGA
Auxenochlorella protothecoides is the source of this 1293-nucleotide messenger RNA. Its product is annotated as putative E3 ubiquitin-protein ligase HERC1. Lineage: Eukaryota; Viridiplantae; Chlorophyta; Trebouxiophyceae; Chlorellales; Chlorellaceae. The record is from RefSeq and is a predicted model, not a curated record. Bases 1 to 1293 code for a protein of 430 amino acids. The transcript is spliced from 5 exons.